GAUCCACCGGGCGCCCGGGUGCAGUCUGAUCUGGCGUUGCAUCCGCCAUGAAGAAUUUAUUCUUAGCUACGGCUAAUCCCCAACUUUGGCCUCGACUUUGGCGCCUACAUCCACUCCGUCUCGAGUCUCGACUCUCGAUGAUAGCAAGACCCUCGCUCGCCCAGUUACAUUUCCGCGGCUUCCCGGAACAGGCCAAAUGCCCGAGCUUCACGAGACUACUUACUCACGCGAGGCGACCAUCGCCGCCGUUCGCGAGUACUACCGUUUCCUCACUCGGAUGUACCUCAAAGAGUCGUACAUCGCCGAGCCGCCCCAAGGGGGCUGGCCCGAAAUCAGCCGCGAAACCAUCGGCGCCCUGGGCAAGACGGACGAAGUCAUCUCGCUACUCCGCCAUCUCCCAUACGUCGAGUCGAAUAACGAGUGUGAGGCCCAGGGUGCCGCCAUGUGCCGGUUUGCCGAUUGGCGCGACGUUGCUCGCCAGGUCUCCAUCGGUGAACUGCCCGCCGGGGAUGUUGGCUUCACAAUCGAACGCGAGCUCCCCCAGCAUAUAUACUCCCACGUGGUCGCCGUUACGGACGGUGAUUACUACAACCCGGCGUUCCUACUCGACACCAAGCUCGGUAUAGUCUACUGGUAUGAGUGUCACAGCGACAUUCAAGAGAGUCCGCCUCGGGAGCCAGUCAUGGGCCAAGAGUACGACGGGUUUGACGACAUACCCGGCGAUGAGGCCGAUUGGCGCUCCGGCUCGGUUGCCUGGGCCAUCCCCGAUUUCUUCGAACUCUUCAAGGACCUGUUCCGGCAGCUGUUCUAUAUCCCCGUCAGCCCGCGUAAGGUGUGCUACGCAAGACCCCUGGAGGGCAGGCUGGUGCUGGCCGACAUAUAUCGGGCAUAUGGCUGGCCGGACCUCGAGCGCUAUGACAAGAAGGCCUGUCUGAAAGCGGUCCAGGAUCUGAUGGAGGAGCGCUGGCCCGGUGAAGCCGACCGCCGUGAGAGAGACGAGUAGCGAGUGGCGUUUACGGUUUUUUUAUUUUUAUUUUUUUUUAUUACGAGUAUGGUACCAUUCGGUUCACGGCGUAUAACGCUACAUCGGAUAUGUUGGGCAGCCAACAGUUACAUGCUCAAGUAAGCUUAGAUCAACCAAAUGGUAUUGAACAGCUUGGGUAUGAAAUGAAGCUUGAAUUGGAGUCACGAUUCCAGAGUGACCACACAAAUGAAGGAUCAAGAUAGUGGG
Messenger RNA from Parathielavia appendiculata, 1231 nucleotides. RefSeq lists its product as uncharacterized. The record is from RefSeq and is a predicted model, not a curated record. The coding region runs from base 197 to 1003 and encodes 268 amino acids. Lineage: Eukaryota; Fungi; Ascomycota; Sordariomycetes; Sordariales; Chaetomiaceae. The transcript has a single exon.